AACGCCUUUUCCGUUUUCACAGUCCAACCAUCCUUUCGCUUUCGUUCACUUCUUCUCGGCCAGCACCCGAGUACGGCCUAUGCAACCCUCGUUUACUUAGCAUAUAGCUCGAUCCCAAGGAACUCAGACAGACAAUGGAUUCGAGGCGGGACAACUCGUCAUCGGACGAACUCUUACCCCCGAGUGUGAGAUAUUUCGACAAGGAGCCAGACAGACCUUUUUCUCCUAUCUUCAGGCGACUUCACUCAGCACCAUCAGCAGGCCGUCGAUGGGUUCUUGGUGUCUGCGCUUUCUUGUCAGUUAUCUCAUUGGCAACCCUCGGUCUACUCGCAUUAUACACAGCAAAAUCAGACCAGGUCACAGAUAUCCAUGAUGAAGUAGACAUUCUCGAUCCGCAUCAAUAUGUCAUUGGACAUCCUACAGAGAACUUUCGAGAUAACCUGCGAAAUGAUACCAAGUACAUCACUUCGUGGAUAUCUGCUGGUUGGACAAACGACGUUAUGACCUAUGGAAAUUUACUAUACCUGGCAUUGCUGACAGAUCGCGUUCCUAUAAUCCCAAAGUUCAUUCCAUCACAUAUUGGUAGUCAAGUCGCUCCAAUCUCUUUUGGAGAAAUAUUCGAUGUUCCACGCCUGAGUAAAGCCCUAGGGAAACCCAUACUGGAAUGGCACCAGGUUAAAGAUGUUGACAGUAAAAGUUUAGACGAUCUAGGCUGUUGGAGUAUAUGGGAAGCAGUUCAGUUCACUGAACAUAGUCCUCGAUUUAGCUUUCUCUCUCAAUGGUUGAAGUUAGAUAUAUCAUAUACGCCUACACCUGACUGGGUAAAGCUAACGCCUCCGGAUGUCGGAGACAAGCAUAGCUCGUUUUGGUCUCUCGCUUCUCUUGCAUUUCCAGAAGCUCGUGAAAGCAACCUUCGAGACCCGUAUCCGUCGCCAGAACAUCAGCUUUCACUUCCUCCUGAUGAGCAGCUCCUCUGUUAUGAUUACUUGUAUUAUGUCGGGGCCCAUAAGCCUUUUGAAUAUGACCUUGAUUAUAGCCCAGCUUGGAGAUUCGUUGGUCAGCACAUGAGAUGGUCGUCUCGCUUAACAGACAUAACGGACACAUACGUAAGGCGAGCAUUGAAUAUUACUGAUAAUGAAGAUACGCCUCCUUUUAUCUCUAUCCAUAUGCGCCACGGUGACUUUAAAACAUAUUGCAACGAUAUUCCAUUGGACCAAUGCUAUGCGUCCUUACCUGUGAUUGCACGACGGGUCACCGAAAUCCAACAGGAACUAUUAGAACGCAAAGGCCUAGACGUCAAGCAUAUUAUCAUGACAAGUGACGAGAAAGAUCCAGGCUGGUGGAGUGAUGUUGCUUCUCUGGGUUGGACAUGGAUUGAUUAUGCUGCGGAGAAUACGGAAGAAUUAUAUGGCAAAUGGUAUCCGGUUCUUAUAGAUGCCGUGAUUCAGUCGUCUGGCGCUGGCUUCAUAGGUACAGACCAGUCAACGAUGUCUAUUUUAGCUCGAAGAAGAGUGGAGUCAUGGCAGGACGGCGCCACGCGGAUUGUAAAAUGGGGGCACCCAGGCGCUGACGAUCAUUAGAAAUAUUAUGCUCAAGUUUGCAGAUUGCAUUGGCGGUGUGUAGUAACAGGUUGGCACUAGGGCAUGGGUUUUAGGCAUGUACAUAAUUUAUUAACCACUUUCUUUGACAUACCUUUGCGGAAAAGCUUCUUAC
This is a messenger RNA of Serpula lacrymans var. lacrymans S7.9, 1713 nucleotides long. RefSeq lists its product as uncharacterized. The record is from RefSeq and is a predicted model, not a curated record. Gene Ontology annotation, molecular function: peptide-O-fucosyltransferase activity. Gene Ontology annotation, biological process: protein O-linked glycosylation via fucose. Lineage: Eukaryota; Fungi; Basidiomycota; Agaricomycetes; Boletales; Serpulaceae. The coding region runs from base 135 to 1580 and encodes 481 amino acids. The transcript is spliced from 8 exons.